Molecule: messenger RNA, 1239 nt
Organism: Morchella sextelata
Lineage: Eukaryota; Fungi; Ascomycota; Pezizomycetes; Pezizales; Morchellaceae
Exons: 8
Coding region: 1-1239 (412 amino acids)
Biological process (GO): nickel cation transmembrane transport
Cellular component (GO): plasma membrane
Molecular function (GO): nickel cation transmembrane transporter activity
Source: RefSeq, a predicted model, not a curated record
AUGCCUUCCUUCCACUUGACGAAGGCAAAGGCCGCUGCCCAGCGGUAUCAUGGUAAAAUACCGUAUAUCAGGAAGUUACCAGUGCCCGUGGUUGGAAUUAUUGUGGCCGUUGUCAUCGCAAAUAUCAUUUGCUGGGCUGGUGCCGCCGUUCUUCUGCAUUUCCACAGACCACUACUAGGGACCGCCAUAUUAGCAUAUACCCUAGGCCUCCGCCAUGCUCUUGACGCAGACCAUAUCUCGGCGAUCGACCUCAUGACUCGUCGUUUAAUCGCUGCUGGUCAACGACCUGUCUCGGUGGGGAUGUUUUUCUCGCUCGGCCAUUCCACAAUAGUAGUAAUUACGUCCGUCGUUGUCGCAGCGACGGCGGCAUCUUUCAGCGAGCGCUUUGAUAGCUUUCGACGUGUAGGAGGAAUCAUCGGAACCUCGGUGUCUGCAGCGUUUUUGCUGAUAUUGGCGCUGAUGAAUGCGUGGAUUUUGUACAAGCUUAUAAAGGAGAUGAAGAGGUUAAUUUCUCGGAGUAGUGAGGACGAAGAGGUGGAUAUGUGGAAUGUACAAGGCGCGGGGUGCUUGAUGGGUGUGUUUAAGGGCGCCUUUAAGAUGAUUGAUAGGCCGUGGAAAAUGUAUCCAUUGGGUGUACUCUUUGGAUUGGGGUUUGAUACUUCUUCUGAGAUUGCACUUCUCGGAAUAGCAUCAAUCCAAGCAGCUCAAGGGACCAGCAUUUGGCUGAUCCUGAUAUUCCCCGUUCUCUUCACCGCCGGAAUGUGUCUCCUUGACACCACUGACGGUGCGCUCAUGUCCGCUCUCUACACGUCUCCCUCAUUCGCGCAAGACAACAUCGCAAUCCUCUACUACUCUAUCGUGCUCACCAUCAUCACUAUCAUCGUCGCCGUCGUAAUCGGGACAAUCCAGCUUCUCUCCCUCAUUCUAAAUGUCGCAGAGCCUACAGGCCACUUCUGGGAGGGCGUGGAGAAGGUGGGUGAUAUGUAUGACGUUAUCGGAGGGUGUAUUGCUGGAUUAUUUGUGGUGGUGGGGGUUGCGAGUGUGUUUGCCUAUAAGCCUUGGAGGAGACGGGUUGAUAUGGGUAUGUUGAGGGUUGGUGGUGAUGAAGGGUGUGGUGAUGAAGGGUGUGGGGAUGAUGUUGAGCAGGAUGUAGGGAGGACUGUUGGAGAUAACAAAGGAACGUUGAGAGAGGACGUGAUAGGAGUUCCUAAUGAGAGGAUGGGAGAGAGGUCAGGGUGA